Molecule: messenger RNA, 14404 nt
Organism: Acinonyx jubatus (cheetah)
Lineage: Eukaryota; Metazoa; Chordata; Mammalia; Carnivora; Felidae
Gene: LRAT
Product: lecithin retinol acyltransferase
Exons: 9
Coding region: 9914-10606 (230 amino acids)
Biological process (GO): retinol metabolic process
Molecular function (GO): phosphatidylcholine-retinol O-acyltransferase activity
Source: RefSeq, a predicted model, not a curated record
GGCAGCUCUGCUCCAAGUUGCAAAUUGGUUGGCUAUGGUGUGGAUUCAGGUCUGCUCCACAUUUUUCCCUCUGGGGCCCAGGGGAGAGGCCAACCAGGGCUUGCUUUUUUGGCAGAUCACUGGAGCACAAGAGCAUGAGUCCACCAGUCAAGCAUAUUUAGAGCUGCUAUUUCUAUCACACCUGUUGAUUUCCCAGUGGCCAAAGCAUGUCAUAUGGCCAAGCCCAAAGAUAGGAAAAUAUACUUCAUUAUAAGAGAGAGGUGGAGGAAGGCUGAGUAUUUGCUGAACAAUAACCCAGUCCAGUGCAAGGUAGCAGCCCUUUUUUGUAACAAGUCUGUGAUUACUAGAACAGUUCUGCUUUCAUGACCACCGCACAGCAAAUAUAUCAAAACCAGUAUCAGGAAUUAAUGGAAUAACAACUAGAAUUGAAGUCCUUUUGUGCAUGUGUACAUGUACAUGCUCUUUCUCUCUUUCAUAUCAAGCACAUACUCGCUGCCCAUGUAGCCAUGUUUUUCUUGCUCCUUUUUCAGUGACAGAGGACAGAGCUAUUUGGUUUGGAGCAUGGCCUCAAGUGUUUCUCCUUUGCAAAAAUUGGGAAAAGUAACCUCCUUGGAUCUCCUUCCACCUUCCACCAGCCCAAUCAGAAUCAACUCUCUCCAAUUACCCCUUUUCUGAAGCACACUGAAUUUAAGAAACUUUUUGUUUCUCUCCCUUAAAUUAGCCAAUUUAAUAAGUGAAAACAAUAGUCCAUAUCUUCACUAUAAUGAGAAUCUAUGUAGUUAGAAAAAGAGAUUAAAACUUCUUUGGCUUUUAAGACAUGUAAGAAGAGAACUGGGAAAUAAGUUGUAGUACAUUAUUUCAAUGGAAUAUUAUACAGUAACUAAAAUUUACUGUAUAGUAUUUACUUUUUGUAACUGAAUACAUUAUACUAACAUUCAACAAGAUGUGUGAACCUCACAAAUAUAAUGUUGAAUUAAAUAAGUAAAGAACAAGAGAAUAUGUAUAAAUUCCAUUUAUAUAUGAAGUUCAAAAAGCAGGCAAAAAAAACCCCCAAAAAACCAAACAAACUAGUGUUUGAGGAUGCAAACUUAGGUGGAAGAACUAUAAAGAAAAGCAAGAAAAGGGCACUUUGGAGGCUCAGUAGAUUGAGUGUCCAACCCUUGAUUUUGGCUCAGAUCACGAUCCCAGGCAGUGAUACUGAGCCCUCGGUCAGGCUCCACACUGAGCGUGGAGCCUGCUUGAGAUUCUGUCUCUCCUUCUGCCCUUCCCUCCCACUCGUGCUCUCUCUAAAAGAAAAAAAAAAGAAAGAAAAGUAAGGAAAUUAUUUUCAUCAAAGUGGGGAUAGUGAUUACCUUUGCUGGGGACAUUAAUUAUUGGGAGGGGGAGACGGAGUCUUCUCAUUUGCAAGCAACAAUCCAUUUCUUGACAUUGGUGGUGAUUACAUGGAUGUUGAUAAGUCAUCAGAGCUAUACAUGUCUGUUUCUUGAACUUUUUUCUAUAAAUAUUAUAUUUCACUGUAGAAAUGCCUCAGGAUUCCAAGAUAUUUGGUCUCAUAAACUUAAUCUCACAUGCCAUAAAAUUUAAUAACAGACUUUGUCUCUAGUUUCAACUCUUGGUUAAUUCUGUCCACAAACUUUCAGUGCCUUCCCUAUGUCUGUGUUCCUCUUGAUAACUUUUGUGGACACAUUGUCCACACUGGAUAUGUAGAUUUCCUUCUGACCCUCAUAUUUGUGAUUAAAGUUAAAUGUUAGAUGACAUCAAAGCCCAUUCACCUUUGUCCAUGUCUAGUAAUUGUGCCCUAGCCACCUACACUUCUUUUAGGUACUCAUUUGGUCUUAAGAGAGACUGAAUGAGGACAUGCGCUGGAGAAAAUCCAUAGGUAGUACUAGAAAAACAGUUCAACUUUUAAUGACUCAGUAAUGCUUGGUUUUCAUGUAUAUAAAGACACUUCUUGAUAAAAAAAAAAUCUCAGUUCCUUGGUAGGAUCAAAGAAAAAUGCAAAUAAGAAACAGCUCAGUAUAUAUGGUCAAUAAGAAAACUAGAUGGGGUUGCCUGGGUGGCUCAGUCUGUUGAGCGUCCGACUUCGGCUCAGGUCAUGAUCUUACGGUCUGUGCGUUCGAGCCCUGCGUCAGGCUCUGUGCUGACAGCUCAGAGCCUGGACCCUGCUUCAGAUUCUGUGUCUCCCUCUCUCUCUGACCCUCCCCCGUUCAUGCUCUGUCUCUCUCUAUCUCAAAAAUAAAUAAACGUUAAAAAAAAAAAGAAAACUAGAUAGAGGUAGGUCAGGCAUGAUAAGUGAGCAGAGGUCCCUCUUUUCUGGGCCCCCAGAUUUGUAAACUUAAUGUUUAUUCUCCCUUCUUUUGUAUCAUAUCUCUAGAUCUCCUGUUUUACAACCAGAUUUCUUACUGUAUCUCAAAACAAGGUUAAGGUAAGAGAGACUCCUUAAUCUGCUACCACAGUAUCUUAAUUACACUUUCACACAUAAGUGUUUUUGUGAGAGGUUAGUCUUUACAAGCCUUUUCAACUCUACUGUUUAUAAUUGUUAAUGGGUGUGAAUGGGGAAUGGGUCACCCUAAUUACCUGAUUGUUCCUAUUGAGUGACAGUUAACCCUCCCCAUGAGUUGGAUCUGUUAACUCUAGACCAAGUAUAUGACUACUCAGAUAGACAGACUGCAUGCUCUUGCAUCUGAAUUUUUUUUCCUCAGGGCUGUAAGAUCAUAUUGGAUAUUGUCUUGGUUAUUCGCUUCUAAAAAUAUUGCAUUUUACCAAUCAUCUGUAGUCUAGGAAUCAGGAUAGCAUUCACAGUGACAAUAUACUGAUAUAAAUCUCUCUGAUAAUUUUAAUUAAACAGAAUAAACCCAAAGGAAAAAAUAAAUGCUUCUGAACCUUCACACAUCAAAUAUAAAACUUCAGAAGCCAUACGUACUCCUGAAAACACUGAGUUUCUUUAAAAAGUGAUUGUCAAGAUGGGGCACCUGGGUGGCUCAGUCAGUUAAGCAUAUGGCUUUGGCUCAGGUCAUGAUCUCGUGGUUUGUGGGUUCGAGCCCCGCAUCAGGCUCUGGGCUGACAGCUCAGAGCCUGGAGCCUGCUUUGGAUUCUGUGUCUCCCUCUUUCUCUGUUUCCGCACCCCCCACCCCACUUGUACUCUGUCUCUUUCUCUCUCAAAAAUAAAUAAACAUGAAAAAAAAAUUUUAAGUGAUUGUCAAAGUAAUCAAAGUCCUUCUGAAUUUCUUAGAAAAAUUAGGAAAUUUUGAAACUAACAUUUAUUGCUAAUAAAUUAUAUGAAGGGAGGGAUCCUGUCUAUCUUAUUCACUUCUAUAUCCUGGGACAUAAUGCCUGGCACGUUGUAGAUGUUCAAAAAAUCUUUUUAAAUGAAUGAAUGAAUGUUCAGUGUGGGUUAGCAACAUUAUAUAUGUGAUCUCAUUUAAUCUUCACAAUAAUGCUAUAUAGAUGAGGAAAUUGAGUCUUAAAAGGGAAGAAAGGUUGCCUAAGGUCACACGACCAGAAAAUGGCAAAGAUGGGAAUCAAACUAUAAUGUGCCUAAUGCUAAAUCUACAUUUGUUCAAUGAUGACACACGUUUUAGCAAAGACUGCCAGUUGCCUACACAAACAGCCAUUUCUCUCCUCAUCCUUAAUUAUAACUCUAAUUUUGUUUUAGUGCCCUUUCCCUUCAGGUGACUCAGUUAUAUCCUGAUGGGAUUGGUCUAAGCCAAAAUAAUGCCCCCAUUCCCAUGUCUGUGACCAGUUUAGGGGUUUGGAAUUUGAUCUGGCUUUGGCCCGUGAGAUUGGAAGGAACUAUAGUAAAACCUUGGAUUGUGAGUAACUUGUUCUGUGAGUGUUCCACAAGAUGCGCAAACAUUUCUAAUACGUUUUAACUUGAUAAACGAGAAAUGCCUUGUAAUACUAGUAGUACGUGAUGCCGACUGUCACAUGAUCACAACUGAGCCAAUGGUUCUUCUCUCUCUCUCUCUCUCUCUCUCUCUCUCUUUCUCUCUCUGUCUCGCUGCAGGAUUGUGGGUGAUCGUCUCCCAUGCUUGGGUGCUCUGUCUCAUGCUGCAGUGUUUGGCAGCAAUGAGUGAUUUUUGAGAAUAUUGGAAGGUGCUCACAAUGGGCGCUAGUGUAUUUUUUGUCACUUCAAAGCACCUAUGGACAGUUCUUUGCUUUUCCAUACAAGAGUAAGCUCAGGAAUGCUUUGCUUCAUUCUAGGUCAGGCUGCCUGCAGAUAUAGACCCUUUCCUCUGCUGCCUUAUUGCCCGUUACAUUAAAUACAGUACAUGACAAGAGUUUAUUAAUGCUGUACUGUAGUCAACAUCUGUGUGAGCAUAUACAAUGGUCCCCAUGCAGAAGAAGGUUGAAAAGAAAGGCAGUAAGAAGAAGGACAUGAUUAUUGCGGAAGUUAAGAAAGAAAUCAUUGAGAAGUACGAAUGAGGUAUGUGAGUGGCCGAAAUUGCAAGAUUUUAUCAGAAGUCUAUGUUUGUAUCUCCUCUGCAGAGGAGGAGGAGAAAAAGGUGAAGGAAUCCCCCACUUCAAAUGAGAUUAGGGAGAUGUGUCAAAUGUGGGAACAGUGCAAAAUUUUGUAAAACAGCACCCCCCGAAUAAGGCUGUAGCAGUGAGAGUAAUUAAUCUGUUUAAUGACAAUGCAAUGUCACAUUUCCAUGAAAUCCUCAAAAGAAGGAAAAAGCAAGUGUCAUUGGAUAGGUUCCUUGUUAAAGUUGCACGAAAAGAAAACAAUUCCACUGAGCCAACAGAUAGCAGUGAUUCUGUUAGUGAUCAUGAAAGUAGUCCUACACAACAAGCUUCCUCUUUCUUGUCUCCCUCACACCGUCCGUAAAGGUUUUUAAAGGUAAGUGCUGGUUAAUUUGUUUGUUUUUUUGUAUUUUGUAUUUUGUUUACUAUUUUGUAUUAUAUUACAGUAUUGUAGUUUUUAAAAAAAUUUUUUUAAUGUUUAUUUAUUUUUGAGAGACACAGAGCACAAGCAGGGGAGGGGCAGAGAGAGAGGGAGACAGAGAAUAUGAAGCAGGCUCCAGGCUCUGAGCUGUCAGCACAGAGCCUGAAGUGGGGCCUGAACUCAAUGAGACUUCUUCGAGCCAUGAGAUCAUGACCUGAGCUGAAGUCAGCGGCUUAACCAACUGAACCACCCAGGUACCCCAUACUACCAGAUGGAGUUCAUUGCCACUCAUUCUUCACCAACAGCAAGCAGAAGCAGGAACUGCUGAGAGAGAAAUGCUUGUGCAGAAGCAGAGAAGAAGAGAAGUUAGAAGAAAGUUCUAUGGUUUUUGUUGUUGUUUUUUAAACUAAGAGAUGACAAACCAUAUGCUCCAUGUAGUUCCAAAAAAGCUUCAGAAACAGAGCUUCUAAGGUUGCUGUCCACAUUAAUGAAGAACACGUUGAAACCUUUCACGAAGAUCACAUUUUUACACUGGACACAUUGGCUUCACCAAAUUUACCCAAGAUAGGUGAUGACCUAAAGGAGAUAUGAAAGGCAGAAUACAUGAUUGUUAUCCUUCAAAAUGAACAGUCUUACUAAAUUGACACUCCUUGUACACUUGUUGAAUUGACAGGAUUUGGAGCAUCUACAGAUAUGAAUUGCUAGGAACAUAUGCAUUCAACUUUAUUUUGAAAAAUUCUCUUGGCGGUGGAAGCAUCGCCUCAUUGAGAAGUGAUCCACGGGACUUCACUGGUGGUGAGCAGCUGGAGGAGCAGAGCUCUGCGGAAGCUUCCAAAUCUCCCAAGUGUGAUUCGUUCCCUCUCUGCCCGCUGACUACUGACCGUGCCUCUGUGGGUGCACUCAAUGCCCCAGCUCUAAACAAAGAUGAAAUCGAGGCUCAGAGGUGGCAAGUGACUUGUCUGAGUUCAUUUAGCUGUGAAUGACACCACACGACCUUAAACUCGGGAUUUUUGCCUCCGUCCUCUAUGUCCCAGCUGCCUCAACCUGUUGUUAAUUUAUGUGAAGCCUGGAUUUACUUUGGUCGUGAUUUUUCAUAAUAUUAAAUGCACAUUCUUUGGUUUUGCUCAAUGUUAUUUUAUGGUUAGCACAACAAACAAACAAACAAACAAAGCCCCUAAAUCCUGUCUGGCUGGAACUGCAACCUUUCAUCUUUGUAAGGACAAUAGGCAGGAUUGAGGCCCUCAUAAUAAAGUGCUAGCCAGCCAGGAAGGAAGCUGGGGAAGUCUUCCUCCCAGGAGGUAAUUGAUUCCUAACACCCUAGGUAGCACUGAGUUUGAAGGCUCCAUGAAAAGGUGUCUGCUGUUUUCUUCUGCGUCCAGGGGGAUGUGCACAGAGCCUUUAUUCUCCCCAGUCCCUUAGAGUUAGCCAGUGAGGGCCUCUGUGUCCACUGGGCCAGACCUGAGCAUAUGUAAAUGAACUGAAGGCAAAGAGAAACAAAUGUUAUUAUCUAUGUGCCCCCACAUGUAAUAACCUUAAAAAUGUAAGAACAACAACAAACUAAUUCUAAAGGAGGACAAUAAUUUUAAAACAUGAAGUUUAGGGGCACCUGGGUGGCUUAGUCAGUCAAGCCUCCAACUUUGGCUCGGGUCAUGACCUUGUGAUCCCUGAGUUCCAGCCCCUUGUCGGGCUCUGUGCUGACAGCUCAGAGCCUGGAGCCUGCUUUGGAUUCUGUGACUCCCUCUCUCUCUGCCCCUCCCCUGCUCAUGCUCUGUCUGUCUGUCUCUCUCUCAAAAAUAAACAUUAAACAAUAAAAUAAAAAUAAAAUAAAUCUUAAAAAAAUAAAACACGAAGUUUAGAAAACCAAAUUUAUCAGGCUUAGGGGCCAGGGGAAAGAAGGUGUAAGAAGUAGGAAGUCUGGGAUGACCCAGGUUUUGCUUCUGACUCUGUGCCCUUGGGCAAGACAUCAAACACCCAUGUCUAAGGAGGGUAUGGGACUUCGUGGCCACUCAAGUGCUGGGGCCUUCCUCGUGAGGGAAUACUAGUAACCAGAACCUUAAUCAGAUCUUUCUCAUUAUUGCAGUAAAAUAGCUGAUGCUAAAAAUUAGACCCCAUGGCACUAGAGAAGCAGGGAAAUGAAUUCAAAUUCAAAAGAAAAGGUGUGAGAUCUAAGUUUAGGGUUAGGUAUUUCAUUGAGCUGAGCACAGCACCUGACAUAUAGCAGGCAUUUAAUAAGUGAAUGGAUGACAGGUGGAUGGACGGAUGGAAGGUCAGUCCUUCCCUGGCGGUGAUGGACCUGGGGACAGAGAAACCUGUAGUCGAGUCCUGAUCCACAUGAACACAGUGAAGGAGGCAAAAGUAUAGGCCUUAAUUUCUUCCUGUGUAAAAUAAAACCGAGAUGGCACUUCACAAGGUAAUGAGGAUUAAGUGAGAAAAUGCUUAGUUCAGUUCCUAGUACGUAGGAAGCACAAUUUUGUGAUCAGAUCCUCUAAGGACUUCUCUGAGGAACAAAAAGGCUCCAGGGGCAAGAAGUGUGCAGGUCGGAAAUCUGUUAGCCUUCCAGGCUUCUGCUGGACUCUGUACCUUGUCUCUGAGAGUGAGACCUCUUCCUCCUGGGACCCACGAUGAGCUCAAGGACUCUAAGAUGAGGCCCAGAAGUUAAGUGGGCUCUGUGAGCCCCAAUUUCAGCCUCCUUUGCACAGGAAACCAGCAGAGUCUUGGUCUGUGCAGCUGGGAGAAAUGGACCCAGGCCUGAGCACUUGUGGGUGGGGCUGCUGUCAAUGUCCUUUCUGCAGGAGGAUGGGGAAGCAGUGUCUGAGGUGAGGCUCAGUUGACCUUCCAGUGAAGUCUAUGUGUUGACCAGGAAAGCCUCAGCUCUUUCAGAAUUCCUAGGCCAGACCUGGCAACACAUUUGCGUGCAUUUAAGAUAUCUCAUGGAGACCUGUUGAGUGUAGCUGACUUUCAUAAAAUCUGGAAAACAAAAGGUCUUUCCAGCAACCCAUGGGGAUGUUCCUCGCUCUAAAUGAACAGUUUCUGGUUUAGGAAGGAGAACUUUCUAAUGUUAGAUUUCUCUCGGGCCUUUCCUUCUAACAGCAGUUUUUCCCCCAUAGUUCAGCUAAAAUUGAUGCAGGCAGAAGAAUAUUAGUGGGAGUGUACCUAUCAGCAUACAACCAUAUAUUUAUUGGUUAUGUGCUUCUAGGAAGCAAUGAAAAACUGACUGCUCAGCCACAAAAAUAUAUUCAACUCAGAGAAGUGUGAGGGUUGCCUUUUGUAAGGUGAGGUCACCACAGGGAGGUCAUAUCCAUUGGGCCAACAAGAGCUCAUUUUAGGACGCUGUGUUUUUUCGGUUGAGAAGCAGCCUAAUCUUCCCUAACCAUUCCCAGUUUAAGAGGUCUGAGAAGACUUCAGAAGUAAGACAAAGGAAAAUGUUCUACAGUCUCCUCGGGGUUACCCAAGGCCGAAUUCCCGCAGGCGCAGGCGGGGCAGGGGAAACGCAAAUCAGAGUGGCACUCUAUUUCACAAAACCUCCAGAGGGGAUGAAGCCAUUGAAGGUCUAGGGGUGAUUUCUCCUUAAUGCAUUUUUGCUCUUAAAGAAUAUUCUGUGGAGCCGUCAAACAGUUUUCCAUACUUCUGUCUCUGCAGAUUCCCCAGGUGGAGACGGUCGUAGGCCUUAAUAAGCCGUAUUAGUGACCACCAGAGACGGAAAUCGCUAAUUACGAAGUCCCCUUUGAUCUCCCCCAGCCGUUUGGUUCCCGACACUGGAGGUUCAGGCAUCUAUGCUUUCUUAGAACUGGAUGCGACUAGCGAGCCUUAGAGUCCGACCUCGGGCCUGCAGUUUAACUUAUGCGCCGAGGUCUGGAUCAGAUUUUUAAAAAUUUCCAGACUGCCCAGAUUUUAAAACCAGCCACAGAGCUGGUGCGCGGCUGGAAGCUAACAAACGCCCAAGUGUCUGAUUAAUUUCAGUAACUCAGUACCUCCGCGCUUUAAAUUUUGGGGGUAGAGUGGGGGAAACAAAUUAUUUAAAAUUUCCAAUUCACUGCCUUUCUCCCCUUCUCCAUCUUCUGCUUUCGUUUGUGGGAAAUGGAGUUUUCUCCUCUAUGCUGGGACUGUAAUGUGAUUCGGGAUCAUUCGUGAAAUGAACAGAAGUCACCACCGGCAAACGGGACCACUGGGGCAGAACGCUGACGGCAGGCCGGAGGUGAGAGCAAAGGCUGGGCCUCCAAGGAUAAUUAGAAGCCAGCCUGCUCCCCGCCUGGUCUCCGUGGCCCCCCUUCAUCUUCCAGGUAAGAUGAAUGGCCCUUCAUCCAUCAUCCACAGCCCAGCCUCCUCCCCCAGGCAAGCGGAGAAUCUGCUACCCUAAGAAACCUAUUAGCCCCGAAUUGGGCAGCUUUGUGGAGCCAACCGAGGCUCUCUAUUGUGGCCUUUGUCUGCGGAAUUUAAGCAUUUACAUGACGCAUUAGCACGGAACUCCGCGCAGGGUCGGAACACCGCGUGCCAAACCUGGCGCGGACCGCGAGUUAGCAGCUCCCUCACCCGGCUGCUCCCGGGGACCACCCUCGCCGUUGCGCCUGGGUCACGCUGUAGGCGCUCUGGCAAGGAACGCCGUACCACAUCCUUCCUUGGCCACCUCCGGGCGGCUGCGCUUUGAAAGAAAUCGGCAACGUUCUGGUGGGUGAACCCGAGCUGGGUCCAUCUGAGCCUGAAGCCAGAGAAAUAAACUUGACUUUAAUCCGGUUCUCCAGGCGGUCGUUGGGGGCUUCGCCGUUUUUCAGCUUACCGUUCGGAGCCGUGCGCUCAACGGUCACUGGUGCCUCCGAAUGCAGAGGCUUCUUGGGUUCUAUUCGCCAGUUUGCGGGACCUGGACGCCGACCCGCGCGCCAGCUGAGAGCAAAAGGGAUUCGAGCAAAAAGCAUUUAAAGGGGAGAACGAUCCGCGGCGAGUGGGACUACGGCUCUAGGGAAUUUAGGAAGGAAUCCGCAAGCUUUGGAGGCACGCACUCUUCGCAGAGUAAAUGCAAACAUUUUAGUAAGGAUGAAGAACCCAAUGCUGGAGGCACUGUCCCUAUUGCUGGAGAAGCUGCUCCUCAUCUCCAACUUCAAGCUCUUCAGUUCCGGCGCCCAGAGCGAAAACAAGGCGAGGAACAGUUUCUAUGAGAUCAGCCGUUUCCUGCGCGGCGACGUGCUGGAGGUGCCGCGGACCCACCUGACCCACUACGGCAUCUACCUGGGCGACAACCGUGUCGCCCACAUGAUGCCCGACAUCCUCUUGGCCCUGACCGACGACAAGCGGCUCACCCAGAAGGUGGUCUCCAACAAGCGUCUCAUCCUGGGCGUCAUCGGCAGGGUGGCCAGCGUCCGCGUGGACACAGUGGAGGACUUCGCCUACGGAGCCGACAUCCUGGUCAAUCACCUGGACAAGUCCCUCAAGAGGAAGGCGCUGCUCAACGAAGAGGUGGCGCAGAGAGCGGAGAAGCUGCUGGGCUUGACUUCCUACAGCCUCCUGUGGAACAACUGUGAGCACUUCGUGACCUACUGCAGAUUCGGCACCCCGAUCAGCCCCCAGGCUGACAAGUUCUGUGAGAAUGUGAAGAUAAUUAUUCGUGAUCAGAGAAGUGUUCUUGCUUCAGCAAUCUUGGGAUUGGCGUCUAUAGUCUGUCUGGGCUUGGCAUCAUAUACUACCCUUCCUGCAAUUUUUAUUCCGUUCUUCUUAUGGAUGGCUGGCUGACUUCCUAUCCCCGUGUCAGUGUGUGUAUUCUGUGUGUAAAUAUGUUUAUAUUUAUAGAGCACAAAUCAGUAUAAGCAUCUUCAAGAAAAAUGUGACCUGUAACACUGUGUUCUGGAUAAAAAUGUGAUUAAGAAUCACACAGAGUGCUUACUGUGUAAGCCCAAGAACAAAGGCUUUCUCAAUCUUCUCAGGCAGUUGCAUUUCAAAGCACUGUGCAAAUCUUGGAAACAUGGCAACUUGUAAUAGAGUUCAACAUUACAAGAGAACCAGCCCGUAAGGUGAUGGCCACAGGAGAUUAUUUGCGUGUUUGUUGUUUGUUUUUUUCCUCUUGUAAUCCUUGCUCUUCUCUUGUUAGACCUGAAUUUGAAGACUAUAAGACUCCUUGAUUGAAAUCACUAACUUUAUUAUAAAUGUAUUCUUUUUCAUUGAAAAACAUAUAUUAAACUAAAAGAAUUUCCCUCAUUCAGUUGAAAACAUGUUUGAUGAUUGGCAAAAAAAAAAUUCAUAGUCUUUUUUUUAAUGUAUUAUAUGCAAUUCCCAAUAAGUCAAGAAUAUUUUCAUUACUUGAAACCAUGUUGGCAAAGUUAGAGUUUAAUGAUAAAAUAACGACUGGAACUGUAGAAAUUUGUGUUUUCCUGCAGAAAAAGCUCCUAUAGCAUCAGUUGACCAAUUCGAUUUGACUUUACUCACUAGGAAGCCUGGCAUUCAAUUUUUUCUUUUCCUUUUAUGUGUCACUGGGGUUACUUUAAACCACUCUGAGAAGUAAAUGGAUAUAGGAUUGAAAUAAUUCGGGUAUUUGGAGUGUGUAUGUGUCAAUCAAACAUGCAGAUGUCCACAUAUACAUAGACGGAUGAGAGACCAAUUUUGUUCUUGAUUGCUUUAUUAUCCACCAGUGUGGUUACUUCUGCAUCUGCAGAAGUGAGUGUAAAAGUAACUUUAGUCUGUGUUCUCAUGUCUGUGGUAUGGUUUGCAUAUAUGUCAUUGGAUGGUUUACCUUUUUAAGCACUUACUAAUGUACUGUAUAAUUUUUAAAAGCCGUCAGAUUUGUCUGCUAACAGGUUUCUUCAUUUCAUUACAAAGUACAGUUUAUAUCCUUAAAGGAAGGAUACCACAAAGAAAUAACUAUUAGAAGUGGUUUUUGAGUGUCUUAGUAACGCCAGGCAUGUAAAAUUGGUUACACUGAGGCUGUGUUAAUAUCAGAGUUGAGAUGUAGUCCUGUUAAAGUAAGCGUUCAAGUAGUUUUGCAGAAUUACCAAAUUGUAAAAACUAAGCCACAAGCUAGACUUGCAUUUCAAAUAUUAAAAUUUCUUUAUAAACUGUCAAGAAUCACAAAAUAAUGAGUCACAUGGUGAGCGUUAGGGGGAGAGUGGGGUCAGUCACUCAGUGAUCCAAUCAGAACAAAUUUAAUAGCAGAUUUUACAUUCUGUUGGAAUUUAACAUUCAGUUGGAGUUUAAUAAUAAUUAAACUUUGUUUAAUUUAAAUGUUUUAAAUAGUUAAAACAUGAAAUGGUAACACUACAGAAUAAAGUUUCUCUGGGCAUAUUCCAACCACUUAAAAUUAUUUUAAGUAUGUAUACACUAUGAGAACUCCAUUGUAUUAGUGGUUUUUCACUUACUGUUAUUACCCUCGGAGCAAGUGUUUAAAUAAAUUGAUCUUUUAAAAACACGAUGUCCUUCUAAAUAAAUGCCUUUUUUUUUUUUUUUGUGGAUUUCAGUAUUUUGGGUAGUGAAAACCACUGUCUGAUGUUAAAGCUGUGUUCAAAGAUAAUGAUCCCUUAUUAAAUGCUAAGGGAAGUACUUAAGGUUGGAAUUAACAUAAUUAGUCUUACUUCAUAUGCUUAAAGUGAGAUCCAAUUCCUCAUUCAUUUGAGUGUUCAUUACAUGCCAGGCACUGACCUGUUAUAAUUUCAUGGUCUAGAAUUAAUAUUAUUUUUAAGCUACCUAUAUUAGAGUGUAUACAGUGCUAUGGUAAUACAGAAGAAGGAAAAACAAAAUCUUCCUGAAGGUCAGAGAAAUCCGAAGUAGGCAAUGCCAACAUUAGGCUGAGAAACAGCAAGAGGUGAUUUUAUCACACUGAUGUAUUUUACUACUUACUGGAAGAGGGUACUGGAAGGAGGUUUUAUUUAUCUAAUAUUCCACAACACUAGAAUUUGUUGAGUUUAGGACAAAGGGAAAUUACGUUUUGUUGUGCUCCGUUUGAUGAGCUGUGUCUGGAGGCAAAAGAAACAUAAUAUCCUUGAUUCUGGCUGUGGAACAAACUGAGCCCUUCCUGUGUCUCUGCUGAAUGUCUCUGGGCUUCAUUAGUUAAGACUCACGCUUACGAUUCUGCAAGUCCUUGCACUUAUAAAUUUCGCUUCUAACUUGUGGAAUGAUACAUAGUGUCUGAUACAGCUUUUUGUUGCUUCUUUUGUUGCCAUAUUGUCACCAUAUGGUUGCCAUAUGUAGAUGAAGGCCAAAGAACUAGCUUGGGCUAAGAUGAAAUAAUGCAAGAUAAUGCAAGUGUCGAGUACUAUGCAGGUAUUAGGGAUGAAGAGAAGAAUGAGACAUGGACCUCAAAGUUUAUUGCCUCCUUGACAUAGAAGCAUUAAGACUAUGCUAGAGCUGAUUGAAGGCACAGAAAAAGACAUGGUUUUACCUGAUGAAGCCAAAACUAUAGGGACUGUGUCCUGAGACUUGGAAAAAUGGGAUGUGUUCCAGGGGGACAGAUCUGGGCAGGAUAUUGUACACAUUCUGAACAGUAUGGGCAAAUGCAGUAACACUGUUCACAACACGCCUAGCACAUAAGUGUGAGGUACUCGACUGUUGGUUGACUGAAGCAUGAAACUGUAUGGGGCAUUCAGGCAGACGCAAGUGGUUCAGAGGCUAGAGUGGAGCAACAGUGCUGAGGGGAGGUACUGGAAAACGAGAGCAAUGAUCAGGUGGUUCAAGUCCUGUGUAGACAAAGAAGGUUGUACUUUAUGAACAGGCAAUGGAGGUCUGAGUUCAGAGGUAACUCCAAAAAGUAUCAAGGAAGGAUGGGGCAUGGGGCAAGACAGGACAAGGGGCUCUAUUAGGAGACUAGUUAUGGUCCUUAAUCUCUCAAACUGUAAUUGUGAGGGUGAAGAACAAACAUGUUAAGGAAGUGUCAACAGACUAGCCAAAUUCUUAUAUUCGACUCAUGAGUAACUAUUGGUACAGUGUCAGGGAGGAGUCAUAAAUCCUUUCCUGCCAGAAAAUCGGUUCCUGAAAUAUAACAAUGUGGUGACUGUAUGUAUAUUGGAUAUUCCAGAUCUUUGGUCUGCUAGUUCUAUGUCUUGGCAAGGACAAGCAAAUAAGUACAGAUUUGUAGUUUAAUUUUUUUUUCAGAAUAGAGAUAUAUUUAUUUUUCCAUUUUCUAUUUCAUACUACUGUCAAAAAAAAAAAGUUUUUUCAAGGGGCACCUGGGUGGCUCAGUUGGUUAAGCGUCCAACUCUUGGUUUCGGCUCAGGUCAUGAUCCCAGAGUUGUGGGGUCAAGCCCUAAGUUGGGCUCCGUGCUAAGCAUGGAGACUGCUUGGGGUUCUCUCUCUCCUGCUCUCUCUGGCUCUCUUUCUCUCUCUCAAAAUUAAUAAAGAAUCAUUAAAAAAAAUGUCUUCCGGUAAUGUCACAGGUAUGUCGAUGACAAAAUCUUUUUAUAGAUGAGAAGCAUAUAAGAAAUGAUGAUUGCUAAUAUUGUGUUUUGUAUGUUCUCUUUAGAGAAUUUUAUCUAACCUAGAUCUAUUAGUUCAAUUAGUUUUAUAUUUGGUACAUAUGUGUAUUAAAUAAAAUCAAUUUGACAUACA